ACUUGCAAGCCUGGCAGAAAUAGGCUGUUCUAUUGCACGCAACGCACGUGUCAUAUUAAAUACCGCAAAACGUAGUGUUAAUAUCUGCAAGCUCUAGGCCAGCUGGUUGUAGGUAUUGCUCCCCAGUUGUGUCAUCGCUGCAGAAGCGUUGAGAGUGUUUGCGCGGCCGGGCCGGGAAUCUGACGUCAGGCUGGAGAGGGGCAUGGCCAUCGGGCUGGGCUACAGCAUUUGAACCCUCUCCAGGACUGCAAGGAGAUGAAGAGCCCAGACAUCCCAGAGCUGCAGGAGACAUCUUCCUAAUGGAAAACACAUCCUCAGGUGGGAAAAUGCAGGGCAUGUUCAAGAGAGCCUCAAAAAUAUUUCAGCAAACCCGCGCUCUACUAUGGAAAAAUAUUCUUCUGACGUGGAGGAUGAAAACAGAAAGUUUUCAGGAGUGGAUCACACUGGCGAUUUUUCUCUUAAUCAUACAAACAUCAUCAACUCUGAUAUUCCACUACCCACGGCAAGAAAUUCCUUACGACUUCCUUGGCCGAUUAGAUGACCCAGCUUUCAACGCCACGGGAGUGACACUCGCCUACACACCUGUGACAAACACCACCAGGCGAAUAAUGAGCAAAGUGGCUUCAGACUCUGCACUGACGGGUAUAAUAAUAGAAGAGGUGGAAAAUGAGAAAAAAAUGGAAACAAGAGGAACUGGCGAGGAAGACAUUAUUGGUGUUGUUUUUAAGGAUGACUUCUCCUACCAUCUCAGAUUCCAAAGCUACAAUGUGCUGCCUCCAAAUGAUGCCUAUGAACACAUCGAUACCUGCUUCAACUUUUCAUCGAGUUACUGCAAAAUUCCGUCAUACUGGUAUGCGGGUUUCCUAUCAGUGCAGUCCAGCGUUGAUGCAGCGGUCAUAGAAGUGAAAACAAACCAUUCCGUCUGGGAAGAGAUGAAGUCAAUUAGUGGCAUUCGUCUGAAAUCACCUUUGAUCAAACCUGUGUAUAAACUGGAUUAUAUUUGGUUCAUUAUUUACAUUAUAUUGUGCUUCUCCCCAUAUAUGUACUUUUUAUCAGUGAAAGUUAUAAGAGAGAAAAAGAAGCUUAAGGUAUUAAUGAGAGCAAUGGGUUUGCAAGACAUCGCAUUCUGGUUAUCCUGGAGCUUGCUGUACACCGUUUACAUUUCAAUAACGGCGAGUCUGCUGACGCUGAUCACGAUUACAGAAGUCACCCAUGAUCACAACUUUGCUGAAAUAUAUUUUUUUUAUUUCUUUUAUGGCGUAGCAUCUAUUCACUUCUGUUUCAUGCUCAGCUCGUUGUUAAAGCAGCCGAAUGUUGCCAGUUUUGUGGGAUUUGUCCUUCACAUCAUCUUCGGAUUGCUGGGCUUUUUGACGUUGUUUAAAAAACUCCCACAGUCUUUGGAAUGGAUUUUAAAUCUCUUCAGUCCUUUUGCCUUUACAGCUGGCUUCUCAAAGAUAAUAAAAAUGGAAAAAUAUGGACCAGCCUUUUCGCCAGAGUUGUACCCUUUCUUUAAUCUGUACGUCAUACUGAGCCUUGACAGUGUCUUGUAUUUGCUGUUGGCCAUCUACUUUGAUAAGGUUUUGCCUGGCAAGUACGGAGCGCCACAUCCCCCUUCAUUCUUCCUGAGACCCUCCUACUGGUUCAAGCCCAGGAGCGGGUACGUGGGGCUGCGAGCUGGCAGCGAGAGCAGCCACGAUCCCAUCUCCAGGAAUAACACCGAGCCGAUGCCUCCAGGCUUCGAUGGGAAGGAAGCAAUUAGACUAAACAAUAUUAAAAAAAUAUACAAGAAGGGCAGCAAGACAACUGAAGCUUUAAGGGGUUUGUCCUUAAAUAUAUACGAAGGCCAGAUCACUGCAUUACUUGGUCACAGUGGAUCUGGAAAAACUGCUCUCUUAAAUGUGCUCAGUGGAUUUUCCAAGCCUUCAGCAGGUUCUGCAAUGAUAUACAACUACAGUGUUUCUGAACUAUGGGAUAUGGAAGAAAUUCGGGGAAUGAUUGGGAUUUGCCCCCAGUUUAAUUUGCAUUUUGAAGCCUUAACGGUGAAGGAAAACUUGAGAACUUUUGCUCACAUCAAGGGGAUUCAGCAGAAGGAAGUAGAGCAAGAGGUGCAGAAAGUUCUUGCGAUGUUGGAUCUCACCAACCUUCAGGACCUUCACGCCGAUACUUUGAGUGGGGGACAAAAAAGAAAACUGUCUCUUGGAAUUGCAAUUUUAGGGAAUCCCCAGGUGUUGUUUUUAGACGAGCCAACGGCCGGCUUGGAUCCCUGCUCCAGGCACCACGUGUGGAGCCUUCUGAAGGAGCGCCAGGCUGGACGCGUGACGCUCUUCACGACCCAGUCCAUGGAGGAGGCUGAUGCUCAUGCUGAUCGGAAAGCUUUCCUCUCAAAUGGGACAUUGCAGUGUGUUGGCUCGUCUCUGUACUUGAAGAGAAAAUGGGGAAUUGGCUAUCACUUAAGGAUACGCAUAAAUGACCUGUGUGACCCUGAGCUCACAUCAUCCCUGGUCAGGCAGUACAUCCCUGAUGCUGUGCUCAAAGGGCAGAAGCGGGGUGAACUCUGUUAUACGCUUCCUCUGGAAAACACGGAGAGCUUCCCGGGAAAAAAACUCUACUUAAUUUCUGUUCCUCACUUGAUUUCAGGAUCAGAAAUUGAGGAUUUCGUUGCAGCUUUGAAGACUCAAAACAUAACCCCAGAAAUAACUCAUGAGAAAAACAUCACAAGCAUCCCACUACACAAUGGAGCUAUAAAAAUAUCCCUGGAAGGCAAGAGCUACCGAUUCACGGUCAUGUGCAGUGCAGAGCCCGUCAACUGCUUCCCCGUGCUCAUCAAUAUCCUCAGCAACACCUUCCUCAGGCUCUUCAAUUCCACCGCGCGCAUCCGCGUCUGGACUGAGCCCUUUUACAACACACACAAUCCAGAAUUAGAGAGAGAUAUUUUCUUCAUCUGCCUCAGCUACAUGCUGAUUUUGGUUGCUGGUUUGUCUCCUCACUUUGCAGUAAGCAGCAUGGAAGAUUACAAGCUCCAGGCUCGCGCCCAGCUGCGGCUCGCAGGGCUCUUCCCCUCGGCGUACUGGUGCGGGCAGGCGCUGGUGGACGUCCCGCUCUUCUGGACCCUGGUGUGCCUCAUGUUUGGGCUCGUGGUGCUCUCCAACCGCACGUGCCCUCUGCAGGCCAGCACCGUGCUGCCCCUGAUAAUUUGCAUCACUGGUUAUGGAGCGUCUCUUGUCCUCCUUGUCUAUUUAAUUGCCUUUAAAUUUCGCACGGGACGAAGUAAUCGUUACAUUUGGUCUUCCAUCUUCAUUCUGGUGAAUUUCAUUCUCUAUUUGUUCAGUAACAAAGCGGUUUACUUCAUCUUCUCUACUUUGAUUCCUGUGUUUCCACCAAUGGGCUGUUUGAUGUUCUCUACACCGCGUUAUUUGAUGUCACUCGACAGCCAUUCUGAGUCAUGGAAUAACAUCUUCGUAGUUGUCUUUGCACCUUACAUCCACGGCGUGAUUUUUGCUUUCCUCCUGCGCUGUUUGGAGGUGAGAGGUGGAGAAGCAGUUACGAGACUUGAUCCCAUCUUCAGGAUCCAGCGGAGGAGAGCGGUCACCCGCCAGAACAGGGACCACCCUGGGGAGGAGUCCCCAGAAGUCCAGGCGGAGAGGGAGAGGGUGAGGAGCGUGAUGGCCUCUGUGCAUCAGGAGGAGGAGUCAGUUAUUGUUGUCAACAGUUUGCGCAAGGAAUAUGAAGACAAGAAAGCCAGUUCCAUCUUUAAGAAAAAGAAGAAAGUUGCAGUCAAAAACCUCUCUUUUAGUGUCAAAAAAGGAGAAGUCUUAGGUCUGAUAGGACCCAACGGAGCUGGAAAAAGCACAACUAUAAACAUGAUUUCUGGAGACAUAACGGUGACUGCUGGGGAGGUGCUGCUCCAGGGCCGCGAUGCCGUUGCCUCCUCCCCCGGGCAGCGCAGCCCGGGGUGCCUGGGCUGCUGCCCGCAGCGGGACCCGCUCUGGCCAGCCCUCACCGUGCACCAGCAUCUGGAGGCGUAUGCUGCUGUGAGAGGGAUGAGCAAAGAGGAUGCUGCUGUUAGCAUCAGCCGCAUAGAAAAGGCCUUGGAUCUCCAGAAGCAUUCAAAAACCCCAGCUAGGCGGUUAUCUGCUGGAGAAGCCAGAAAGCUGUGUUUUGCACUGAGCGUCCUGGGAGAUCCGACGGUGAUGCUUUGGGAUGAGCCAUCGGUGGGCAUGGACCUGAAAGGGCAGCGCCGCAUGUGGAAGGUUAUUCAGACUGCCAUGAAAAGCAAGGAGCGGGCAGCCAUCCUCAGCACGCAGUACCUGGAGGAGGUGGCGGCGAUGUGUGACCGAGUGGCCAUCCUGGGCUCGGGGCAGCUACGGUACAUCGGUUCCCUUGAGGAUCUGAAAAGUAAGUUUGGCACAAGUUACCACCUAGAAGUCAAAACGAUGGACGCGGGGCAAAGCGAUGCUCUCCACGCCGAAAUUCUGCACCUCUUCCCCUGCGCGGCUCGGCAAGAAAGGACUUCUUCUUUGCUCAUCUACAAGAUCCCAAUGGAAGAUGCACUACCUCUGUCGCAGUCUUUCUCCAAGCUAGAAUCAGCUAAAAGGAAUUUCAGGCUUGAGGAAUACAGCUUGUCAUUGCACACUCUGCAGCAGGCGUUUGUAGACCUCACCAGGGACCUGGAGGAGCACGACCUGGAUACGGCAUCAGAUGGGCUUGUGGAGCAAAGACCGCUUCACCCCUGAGCCCUUGGAGCCACGAAGGAAAAUAUUCAGCGUAUUUCAUCAGUGUUACUGAUAGACGUGAUGGGAUGCAGCCCUAGGACUUGGUUACCCAUGUCACAACACAUACCACCUGCAAGUUUUGUGCUUCACAAAGAAAAAAAAAAAGAAUUAUUAUUUUAAUAAAUAAAGCCUUUAU
This is a messenger RNA of Athene cunicularia (burrowing owl), 4908 nucleotides long. RefSeq names its product ATP-binding cassette sub-family A member 9-like. The transcript is spliced from 36 exons. The record is from RefSeq and is a predicted model, not a curated record. Lineage: Eukaryota; Metazoa; Chordata; Aves; Strigiformes; Strigidae. Gene Ontology annotation, cellular component: membrane; intracellular membrane-bounded organelle. Gene Ontology annotation, biological process: transmembrane transport; lipid transport. Gene Ontology annotation, molecular function: ATP binding; lipid carrier activity; ABC-type transporter activity. Bases 300 to 4733 code for a protein of 1477 amino acids.